GAAUAAGACGGAGUGAAAUUGGCGCUCGGAGCCGAGGCCUAUGAACGCGUAGGCGCUUCAUGACGUAACGCUACCGGCGUUUUCCGCCCGCGGGAUCUUGUAAACAUGUGCGGACGACUCGAAUGAAUCGUGUUGGCGCGUGUGUACGUGUGUGAGAAGUCGGUUGGUCGAGCGGUGCAGGCAGCCUCCCUAGCCUUAGUAAAUUAUUGCUCGGCUGCUUCGUUGAAUCUUCCAGAUUAACAACACAUUUGUUUAGAAUGGAUUUAUUGCUAUCGAGUCAAUUAUACGCUAUUCAACAAAUUCCUGGGGAAAGUCGAAAGGAAAAAUUCAAGGAAAUUGGGCGAAUAGUAAAUUGUAUUAUUCAAGCCAUUCAAGAGGGAAAAGAUUUCACAAGUGCUAUCCACAUUCAAAAUGUGCCAAAUGCCUUAGUUCCUUUGAUUAAAGUUCUCGUUGGCGUAAAAAUAAAAUCCCAUACAUUUAUAAUAGACGCUUUAAAGUCAGAUGACAUUUAUUUGAUAAUAGAGGCUCUUAGAGCAAGAUGGUUUUACGAUGGGAGCAAUAAGGAUAUCACAAAUUACACGUAUUACUCAUCUGCUAUUUUACCUUUCGUGUCAAUGAGUACGCGAAGAAAAAUUGUAAAAAAAUUGGCUGUAUGUUUAGGCUUCAACGGACAAGUUGAAUUGGCAGAGAAUUUUUUUGAUGGCUUUGUUGCUGCUUACGGUGUACAAGAAGCCACGAACCUUCUGCCUGCUUGCAGGAGCGAUUUUAUUUAUAAAGCUAUUGUUAAACAUAAAAUUGUUUUAUCAAAUAAGAUAUUGAAAAUAAUUUAUCGAAAGUAUCCCGACCUCGCUCUUAGUUAUCUAAGGUUUACAAAUCCGUAUGAGAGGAGAGACGAAAUCGACCGGACUAUGUUUAGAGUAAUUGAUAUAAAUGAAUAUGAAAAUUUUCUGCCACUCCUGGUAACUAAUCAUCCUGACGUUUUUGUCAGCCUCCAUGAGAUUUGUCAUACAUCUGGUAAUUUGGGUAAUAGACGUACUAGGAUGUUUUUGAAAAAUGCUAAGGAAAUUUUAAUGCAAAGACCCAGAGAUAUAAUUGGCCUCAUGCCUAUUAAAUUAGUCUGCGACAAUUUGAAAAGGGAAGAAUUCGAAACGAUGUUUGGCAAUAUAUUAGAAGAUCGGUGGGACAUGUUCAACGUCGAUUCUAUGCUCAAUUAUUUAGAAUACUAUCCCAAUGAGAGAAAGGCAACAUUGCUUAGAAAUAAAGUCAAAGAAAAGUAUGGUCAUGAUUUAUUUGAUAAAGUAGAGAAAAUAACGUCGAGGUACUUGCUGCUGCUGUCCAAAGAAGAACGCUUUAUUUUAGUUCGACGAAUCAUACAAGUUCAUCAUAAAAUGGAAAUAUCGGAUUCGGAAACAUCUUGGUGGUGUUACUUACCCGUGCAAGAAGCCAUUCCAGCUCUGAAACAACAGAUUUCCAAAAAUUGGAAAUCGUCUAAACGACAGAAGCUCCUCUCACAGCUGAUAUACGUGUGCAAGUUGAACGAUAGUAAAGAGACUUUGCUCGACGUGUUAAGAUACAUCGAUGAAAAGCAUAAAAAUGAAAGAUCUGACGUGCUAUGCAGUAUGUUGGAUCGUAUUACUCAGGAAUUCGAUUUGGAUAUGUUCGACCAGAAUUAUUGGACGAUUUUAUUCAACAUUAUUAAGCGUCUCAAGUUAAAAAAAGGAAAUGCAAGGGACUACUGGAUUUUAAUCAAAAUACUUAAAAAGAAUGUUCACUAUUGCGAUAGCCAUAAUUUACCAGUUAGUGAAAUAAUUGAUCUUAUCGUUGGACUUUUUUUAGAAGGACGCGUAGGUGUUUCGUGGAAGUUGCUCGAAGACGCAGCUGAAUACGAACGAAAAUAUUUAGAUGCUUGUUUCAGGCAUAAUUAUUGGUUGAAUAUGGACUAUCGGAAGAAUAUUAUAGAAGGUAUAUACAGUUUUAAUGAGCGACAUGUCGUUAAUGAGAAUUCGAUACAAAGACUGUCAAUCAAGGAUUACCCAAAUUUAUUGAAAGUAGUAGAGGAAACUCUUACGAAGGAGCAAAAUGAACAAUUGACAUGGAUCAUAUAUACUAAAGAAAAAAUUAAAAAGCACGAGCCAGAAUUGUACGAUACUUGGUUUUUUAGUGACGAUGAUACGUCGUAUGAACAUUUUUCCAGUGAUAUAUACGAUGAGGAGAAAAAUACGCCGGAAAUUAAGGAAAAAGUAAUAUAUCUUACAGAGGCCAUAAUUGCAUUAAAGAGAAAUUAUAAUGAAAUUAAGGAAAAUUGGAUUCGUUACUAUGAAUGUUGCAAGACUGAGGUUUACUCGAAGAAACGCAGAAGGGUGAAACAUUUUAUUAAGGCCCUUCGCUGGUAUCAAGAUAUUCCCAUUAAAUUUGCCGAGAAAUGCAUACAGGAGAAGAACUUUAAUAUUAUGGGAUAUUUAUUCGAGGGCACUACAUUUACAAAAUUGGCGCAAACGUUUCUUUCGACAGAAUCCGAGGAAGAGCAUAAUAUGAGUUACUUAAAUGCUUUGCAUAUUACAGCUGCUAUAAGGAAUACAAGUACACCAAUACCAACAGAGCUAGUUGAGAAGUAUCUCGAAGCACACUAUAUGUACUCCUUUAAAAAUUAUAUAAAUGACGGUUUAAAGCUUUGGUCGUACGUCUCUUACCGCACGUCAUCCGAUAAGAUGAUUAUUUUAUCAAAAAACUUAUCGAAAAGUAGACUAUUCACAAAAAGGCACGCGAUACGCUUGAUGACUGCCAUGGCCGCUAGAAAUGAUUUAGUAGAUUUUUUUACAGUAUUUUGGAAUAUUGAAGAGCAUCCAAUGAUCCGCGAAAUAUUGGCCGAGAAUAUAGGUAAACUCUUUGCUAAGAGACCGAGUAGCGAAACAUGGAAUUUAAUGAGCAAUUGUAUAGAGAGUCUAUCGAUGAACGAUACCGAUCUUCUGGCAGAUCUCAUGGGAUCUAAAGCAGUUCCAGUUGAAUUCGCCUCGUCAUAUGUCGAGCAAAUAUUGACAAAACUUCAAGUUUUCGUUGGGGCGGGCAUGUCUAGUCACGAUGCGGUCAAAUUGCUCGAUCAACUUUUUGAAAAUCUUAAGCCAGAUUGCAAAGAUCACUUGUCAGAUGAAUGCUACAAAGAUAUUCUCGCUUAUUAUUUACGAAAUAUCGAUUUAGAAUUUAUCAAUGCCGAUAGAUUCGUGGUUAAAGUCUAUUUAAAUCCUUCUAGUGUGCAUUUUGACGAUAGAUUAAAUUACUUGUCGCAGUUAUUGAUGACAGAGUCGAAGCGAUGGUACAGUUUGAGCAUGGUUAAGCAAAAGCAGUCAACCAAUUUUGUGGAUAAUUUUGUACAAAUAGUUGUUUACCAGGUUCAAAAGUUCAAAGGGAGCUUAAGAUUAGUUGAGAAUUUAUCCAACAUAUUUUGUACAAUUUUUACACCCUAUCAGCACGCAUCGUCUUACAUUAUGUUAUUUUUAUGCACGGAAUAUAUGCGCGUCGAGCCAUCGUUUAAAGAAUUUGGCCUUAAAUUAAGUAAGAAAAUUACUUCUUUAAUCGAGAAGUAUACACCCGAGUAUUUUAUGCAAAUUGUCGAAUUGGUUAGGGAGUUUGUUUGCAAUUUUAGUUUUUACCAAUAUUCGACUAAUAUAAAGAAUCGAUUGAAUUUUUUGGAAGGGUUGAUAGAAGAAAGAAAUAUUCACUGUCUUAUUAUUGCCGCUAAAUUAUUGAAUCAGAAAAUUGUGAGUGAAUACGAUCACCAGCAUUGCAAAAUACUUCAAUUAUUAUCGGAUGUUAAUAAUCCAAUAGUUCAAUCAUUUUUGUAAAAUAAA
Molecule: messenger RNA, 3845 nt
Organism: Ceratosolen solmsi marchali
Lineage: Eukaryota; Metazoa; Arthropoda; Insecta; Hymenoptera; Agaonidae
Exons: 2
Coding region: 258-3839 (1193 amino acids)
Source: RefSeq, a predicted model, not a curated record